AGAAAACUGGGGUGUGUUAUUGGCGAAUUGUCGUCGUGUGGGGGUUCCCAGAUAGUUUUUGCCGUGUGCAGCACAAAGGCAGGCAAACAGCAAGAGGGCCUUUUACUCCCCACCCAGUCAGCUGCACGUGAAUCCCACCUCCACACAGCGCCUCAGAAUGCCGCCCAAGGUUGAUGUUAAGAGACUGCAGGCUGCCCGCCUCGGUGGCAAGGGCACCCCCCGCCGCAAGAAGAAGCGCGUUCACAAGUCCACUGUCACGGACGACAAGAAGCUCAUGGGCACGCUCAAGAAGCUCGGUGUCAACCCCAUCCCCGGUGUUGAGGAGGUCAACAUGAUCCGUACCGACGGCAAGGUCAUCCACUUUGACAAGCCCAAGGUGCAGGCCGCCAUUGCUGCCAACACCUUCAGCAUCUCCGGAAACUCACAGGUCAAGCCGCUCAGCGAGCUGCUCCCGGGCAUCCUGCCCCAGCUCGGCCCCGAGAGCCUGGCUCACCUCAAGACGGCUGCCAGCAGCCUCGGACUUGACAGCAAGGGUGGCAAGGCAGCAGAAGCUGCUGUUGCUGAGACGAACAUGGAGGAUGUUGAUGGCGAUGAUGAUGAUGUUCCCGACCUCGUUGAGGGCGAGAGCUUCGAGACUGCAGCAAGCAAGUAAACGUGACCCGCCUCUGCUUUUGUUAGGGUGAGAACCGUGUGUGCUGACGCCUCUGCCCAUGGUGCUGUCGGGGAUAUGCCGCGUGUGCGGUGCAAUGGCGCUGGUCGACGGUGCUGUUUGUGACGUUCAUUGCGUUGUGUUGAGGCAGCACUCCCAUGGCAGUCGCUCUCGUCUCCUUUCUUCUCUCUCUUUCUUUCUUGUUCCCACUUCAUGUGUACGUUUGUGGCUGAUUGGUCGGUGUAUGCCGUGUGGUGUUAAUUGCCACUUUGCUGUCCUCCCUCUACAUGUUGUACUGUGAUGGAGAGUGGUGGUUUGGUUGUAUUUCAGCGUGUGUCUUGUCUGCGCGUCAGUGUGAGGUGGGGACACGGCAAAACACCAUGCUCCUGCACCUUCCUCUUUUUGUUUGGGGGGGUGGGAACAGGUAUCAAAACCAAAAUCCAUAGUAAAACCCUACAAAGACACGCAAGCUGUCGAGAUCAAGUG
Molecule: messenger RNA, 1135 nt
Organism: Salpingoeca rosetta
Lineage: Eukaryota; Choanoflagellata; Craspedida; Salpingoecidae
Product: nascent polypeptide-associated complex subunit beta
Exons: 4
Coding region: 158-652 (164 amino acids)
Cellular component (GO): cytosol; nascent polypeptide-associated complex
Source: RefSeq, a predicted model, not a curated record